UACUGAAGUUGUGUGAAUCUCUCUUCUUCCUGCUGCCUGUUUCUGCGUUCAGGUGGAUCUGAGUUAUUUUCGGCUGCUGCUCGGUGGGAUGCUGUCCUCUCUCUCCCGGAGCUCCGCCUCGGAUGCUGCUGCCGCUGCUGCUUGUUUAUCUGAUUACAGCCUUACAGGAGCUGCUUUCUCCUUAAAGCGACACCCGUUUAAUUAAUCAGCCUGAACCAGCAGCAGCAGCAGUAGGACCAGUAGGAAGAGGAGGAGGAGGAAGAGACCGACGCGGAGGACGCAGAUGAAGAGCAGCGUCCAUCUUCUCGCUGCCUCCCUGAUCUCGGCGCCUUGGAGGAGGAUUAUGAAUCCGAUCUGAGCCGCCAUGGAUGCGGGGAAACUCUCCAGCUUCUCCUCGGAUUUCCACCCUGCAGGAGGAGUGGGCCGUGAACGCGUCACGCAUUCAGAUAGUCGGUGAAGCUGCGGAGUGUCCAGCGCGGCCUCUGUGAGGUAACACCGCACCCUGAACCCUUCCUCCCUCCACCCCCACAUGGACCUCUGACAAACGCCUUUAGCUCCGCCGCAGACGCGGUGCGCAGAUGCGGCGCGCGGAUGCGACGCGCCUGGUUGUCCGCGCUGCGCGCCGCGCUGCGGCCGCUCGCUGAGGCUCUGGUCCGGGACGGCGGCUGUCCGCGGCGCGGCAGGAUGGUGCGCGUCGCCAGCGCGCUGGGGCUCAUCAUCUUCAGCGUGGCGCUGCUCAUCCUGUCGCUCAUCAGCUACGUGUCCAUCAAGAAGGACUUCCUGCCCGGAUCCCCGCGGUACGGACCCAACGGAGGCCCCAGGAUGUACAUGUUCCACGCGGGGUUCCGCGAGAGGCCGCCUCGUAAACCCGACCUGAGCUCCCAGCUGGCCAUGAAGUACCUGGAUCCAGACUUCGUUCCUCUGUCCAACGCUCUGACCGAGGAUCUGCAGAACGCCUCUAAAUGGAGGUACAACAGCACAGCUUUCACACAGCUGAGGAUGGAGAUUUCUCAACACAUCGACAUCCCCCGUAACUUCACGUUGACCCGGGACUCCGUCAAAGUCGGCCAGCUGAUGCACUUUGACUAUUCCAGCCACAAGUAUGUCUACUCCAUCGGCGAGAACUUCCGGUCGCUGCUGCCGGACGUUUCUCCCAUCCUCAACAUGCGCUACAACGUCUGCGCCGUCAUCGGGAACAGCGGCAUCCUCACCGGCUCGCGCUGCGGGGCCCAGAUAGAAAAAUACGACUUUGUCCUCCGAUGCAACUUCGCGCCAACGGAGAUUUUUAAGAAGGACGUUGGGCGUCGGACCAACAUGACGACCUUUAACCCCAGCAUCCUGGAGAAAUACUACAACAAUCUGCUGACUGUGCAGGACAGGAACAACUUUUUCCUGAGCCUGAAGAAGCUGGACCGAGCCAUCCUGUGGAUCCCAGCGUUUUUCUUCCACACUUCAGCCACGGUGACCAGGACGCUGGUGGACUUCUUUGUGGAACAUCGAGGCCAGCUGAAGGUCCAGUUGGCCUGGCCCGGAAACAUCAUGCAGCACAUCAACAACUACUGGAAAACCAAGCAGUUGUCUCCGAAGCGCCUGAGCACGGGGAUCCUGAUGUACACGCUGGCGUCCUCCAUGUGCGACCAGAUCCACCUGUACGGGUUCUGGCCCUUCGGCUGGGACCCCAACACCGGGAAGGAGCUGCCCUACCAUUACUACGACAAGAAGGGCACCAAGUUCACCACCAAGUGGCAGGAGUCGCACCAGCUGCCGGCCGAGUUCAAGCUGCUCUACAAGAUGCACACCGAGGGUCUGCUGAAGCUCAGCCUGUCGCACUGCGCUUAGCGGCUGGAUUCAGGCCGCUAGCCAGCACAGCUAACGCCCAAACUACGGCUAAACUACAGCAAGGACCGGAGCUGGAGUCAUUCAGAGUGAAAGCAGGAUCAGGGCUGUAAGACAUAAGUCACCUGAGUGAAGCCGGCCCCCAAACCUGCUGCAAAGCUAACAAAAUUAGCGUCAAACUUUUGUGCUGCGUUUGUGCAGCUAGCAUUUUAAAAACAUAAAUUAAAACCGUUUCAGAAGCUAACCGUCCUUCUAUGUACAAAUUGGUGUCAAACCUUUGUGCUGCAGAAAUUUUCAUUUGUGCCGCUUUUUCUUUAAAGACGUUAAUAAAAGUUCAAAGUUCACAGGGUCGGCCGGCUCAAACACUUUAUUUUUUUUGUGCUGCUUUUGCUUGGAAAUUAGUAAUAAAGUUUUAAACACAUGAUCCAAAUCAACCGAAAUUGGUGUCAAAUGUUUGUGCUACGUUUGUGCCACAAAGAUUUUUAUUUGUGCUGCUGUCGUUUUAAAGACAUCGAUAAAAAUGUUUCCAGAGGUCAGUCAAAAAAAAUUGGUCUCCAUUAACUCUGCUGUGUUUGUGCUGCAAAAUUUUAUUUGUGCUGCUUUUGUUCGAAGACCUUCAUGAAAGUUUAAAGGUCAAAAGUUCAACCGUUGACAUUGAAUCUGUAAAUGGGAUUGAGGGAAGUUUUAUUAUUUACAUGUUUAAAGUGAUCGCAGCACAAAUGACAAUCUUUGCUGCACAAACGCUUCACACCAAUGUUGUAUUUGGGUAAUGUGGCUGACCUUCUGACCUUUGAACUUUCCUUAAUAUAUUCAAAGCCAUAGCAACAGUAUUGACAUUUUCUGCAACACAAACGCAGCAGAGUUGAUUGAUACCAAUGUUUGAUUUUGUAAACGGUUUGGAGCUGGUUGACCUUUGAUGACCUCUGGAAGCAUUUAUUAAUAUCUAUGAGAUGACAGCAGCACAAAAGCAAAUUUCUGCUGCACAAACGCAGCGCAAAUUGUUACCAAAUUGUUAGAUUUGAAGAAGGUGGGCUGCCAUCUUCACUCAGGUGAGAAAAUGGCUGCAGCUCCUGGGAAGAAUCUGAUCUGCAAACGGCAACAAUCCGAUUCGCUGAAGCUUUUGUUCCUAACGUUUACAACCAAACAUUAAUCAAACUGUUUUCUGUUUUCUCUUGGUUUUAUUUGCCAUAUUUAAAAAACUGAAAGUACAUUUCCAACCUUUGACCAUCUCGAUAUUAUUUUGAGAUGUGCAGAAAACAUUCGUGGAAUCAGUUUUCAUCCAAACUGGAGCGGACAUCAUUAAAACGAUGAGGCAGAUAUCAAAUACCGAAAUCAUUAAACUGGAAGCAGGCGUGGAGUUAAAAUGGGAAACAAAGCAACUUAAUACCAGAAGCGUUACUGUAAAGAUAAAAU
Messenger RNA from Gambusia affinis (western mosquitofish), 3249 nucleotides. RefSeq names its product ST8 alpha-N-acetyl-neuraminide alpha-2,8-sialyltransferase 3 (gene st8sia3). Lineage: Eukaryota; Metazoa; Chordata; Actinopteri; Cyprinodontiformes; Poeciliidae. Gene Ontology annotation, biological process: oligosaccharide metabolic process; N-glycan processing. Gene Ontology annotation, molecular function: alpha-N-acetylneuraminate alpha-2,8-sialyltransferase activity. The coding region runs from base 592 to 1839 and encodes 415 amino acids. The transcript has 5 exons. The record is from RefSeq and is a predicted model, not a curated record.